AAAAAUAUAGAUUUUUUAAACGAAGAAAAUAAAUAUCAAAUAUGUAUAAAUAAAGAAAAAGAAUCGAAAUAAAGACAUGAAAAAUUUGCUGGCCUUAUUAUUGUUUUGUGCUGGAUUUAGUUCAGUUUUAUUAGGUUGUACUGAAGAUAUUACUACAGACUAUCAAUUGACAACAAGUGGUUAUCAUGUUGAAUCUAAUGUCUCAUGUAUAAGUGUUUGCAAUUCUUAUAAUCCAUCAGUUUUUCUUUUUGCUUUUUUUUUUGAAAAUCAGCUUUGUUUCUGCAGUAAUGCUUCACUUCCACAGCUAAAUAUAUUUACAAACAAUACUUGUUUUGAAAAUACAUGCUUAAAUGGCAACAGCAGUACUGAUUGCAUUUUCAGUUAUCAAGUUUUUCCACUCACAUUAGGUAUUAUUGAAAGAAAUAUAAUUUUUAGUCCCAAGAUUGCUGUUGUUGAUAAUGAAGUUCAGAUACAGACAAAUGUGGUGAAAGGAGGCGCUUCAAGUGCAUAUGUGAUACCAAUACCUAAUGAUUUACCACCCUUGGUUCAAACUGUUAAAGGUAUGACUGUUAAUACGCAUUUUUAUUUACCUGGUCUACACAAGUGGACUCAAACAAUAGGAAAUAGCUAUGCAGAUCCAUUUAAUACAACAAGUUGGUUGCAAGUUAAUGAAGGUGUUGGUGGUGUAAAUAUAAUCCCUUCAACUGAUAUGGUUAAUGGGGUGUACAAUUUCUUUUUGACUAUUACGAAAGGCACAAACCUUAAUGUAAAUAUAAUGCUACCAAUGAAUGAAAAUUUGAACUUUACUACUGACAUUAUGCGUUUGUCAUUUGGGUAUGAUUUGGCAUCUUUAUAUACAUCUCAAGCAACAUCUUGCUCUCUUGAACCUGGUUUUGUUUUAAAACAAGUUGUUUUAACUUCUGGUUAUUUAACAAAGUUAAAGUUGAAUGUUUUUGCUAAAGGAACUUUAGAAGUUGCUAUUCUGCGACCAAAAAGCUCAAGUUUUUUCAAAGUAUCAUUAGUAAACCAAUCUCAAAUGUUAAAUACACCUAAAAUAGUAACAGCUUUGGUUGUCAAACAAUUUCUGUUCUUACUAAAUGCCAUUGGAGUUUUUGAAAUAUCGUUUAAUAGCAAAAACAGUGAAGUUCAAGAAAAUGACAUGAUAUGGAUUGGUGGAACUGCUAGUUUGAUUUGUGAUAGAACAGAUAAUGAACCAAUGAGUGGAAUUCAGCUUGGUAAAACAAUUACUUUUUCUACUGAUGCACCCAACAAUGGUUUUUUUAUAUCAUUUUUUAUAUCAAAGCCAUUUGAAUAUUUGAUUCCAAUAAAUACUGUGGGAUUAUUUAAUUUGCUUGCAAAUGUCUCUGAUUAUGUGCCAUCUUUUCAAAUAGUGAAUUAUUCGUUUCCCAUUCAGAUUCCAGUUUCUGGUUUACGAUUUGCUGAAAAUUAUCCGAUUCAAAAAAAUGUUGCAGGCUACAAGCCUAAAAGUUUGUUAUUAUUAAAAGCUGUUAUACAAAGCGGAUCAGAUGUUUCUUAUUUGUUUGAUAUUCCAAAGUUAAAUUAUUCUGCGAACAUAUCCAAUGGAGACACUGUAAAUUUCACAAUGACUACCUUAGGAUUUUUUACAGUGUAUCUGACAGCAGCUAACAGGUUUAAUUCUAUUAGUACUUCAAUUGACAUUGCUGUUUUAUCAGAAAUAAAUGGUCUUUUUUUGAAUGUUGUAAAAGAACAAUUACAAAACUCAAGUUAUAACACUACUGUAAGCUUAUUUAACGGAACUGAAGUACAACUAAUGAUUGAUUUUGGUGAUGGAACACCUCCAACAGUUUUAACUAACAUUAUUGGGACUGGUGUUAAUGGUUACACUUACAUAAUCAAUCACACAUAUUCUGCAUGCAAGGUGUACACUAUCACUACUUAUGCUGCUAAUGUACUAGUAUACCUUAAUGAAACAGUUUAUUCUUCUUACUCCAAUUCUUCAAAUGUAACUGUUUUUUGCUUAAUGUCUCCAUUAAAAGUGAAAACAAUACCUUAUCCUUCACUUUAUAUAGUGGAUAAAAAACAAUAUGUUAAAUUAUCUUUUAAAAAACCUUUUAUAUUAAAUAUAUAUCAAGAUAAAGGAUCAUAUAGGAAUUACUCCAUAGAUUGGGGUGAUGGUACUUACUCUUAUUAUAAUCAAUCAGUUAUGAAUCUGAAUGAAUACUCUCCUGUGUCAUUUCAAUUGAUUCAUUUAUAUGAAAAAGAGAGUAUAUACAAUCUUAUUGUAAACAGCAGUAAUGCAUUGCAAACAUUGAGUUUUAGUAAUUACAUUGAUGUAAAUGAAUGUUCUGUGCCAGAUGUUAGUUUUUAUUAUGGUACUAUUUCAGAUCCAGUAACUGUUGUUCGAAGUAUCUCAAAUGAUUUUACUGCAAUUGUUGAUAGUGUUAGACAGACUUGUAAAAUUGAAAAGUUUAGUUUUCAAUGGAAUCUGAGUAGUUCUAUUUCACCAAUAAAUUCAACAGAAGGGAUCCUAUCUCAACAAAAAGUAACUUAUACAAUCUCAAAAAAUUUCCUUGAUUUUGGUAUAUACUAUUUAAAUUUGCGGUAUACCUAUGGAUAUGAUUAUUAUGAUUAUAUUGCUUACCUAAAUGUUACAUUUUUACCAUUGUCUAUGAGCAUUAAGAAUGGCCUUUAUGCACCUUAUGCUUAUAAAAUAAAAGAUGAAAACAAUACUAUUUUUCAAAAUUUUACAAUAAGUGCAACUUCCAGUUAUGAUCCAGAUAAUCAAGAAAGCGGGAUUCAAAAUAUCACCUUUACCUGGAGUUGUAAAGUUGCUUCUGAUUUUUUAGAAGCAAGUUAUGUCAUGGAAAAUUUUACAAAAUUGAAUAUGAAUUUUUCUAGUGAUACAUGUUUUAAUCAAACAUGGAUGGAUAUUUCUUCAAACAGCCUUAAAAUGAAUUUUAGCACACAACAGUUUUUAGAAGGAAUUAAUUAUCAUAUUAAAGUUUGUGGAACAAAAGUUGCUGGAAAAGAUAUAUAUUUAAAUGAACUAAUCAAGACUAACUGUUUUGUUCAAGAAAUUCUUAUUGUUAAACAGAAUGUACCAGUUAUUGCUUUAAAAUGCAUAUCCAACUGUGAUGAAAAACUGAAUUUUAAAGAACGUUUUAUAUAUUCAUUUAUCUGCACAGAUUGUGGUUUUCAAAGACUAGCAGCAAAGUGGACUAUAACAAAUGAUUCUGGUGUUGUUCCUUCUGAGAUUUUGUCAGAAACUGCUACAACUACUGGCUUUUUAACUCCAAGUUUAGUUAUAAAUAAAGAUAUUCUUCUUGAAUCAACCAACUACACUUUUACUCUUGUGGUUGGUUUUGAAGGCUCAGUAUAUAAAGCUAAGUUUAAGUUUACAAGGACCACAUGUACCGCACCAACAUCAGGAAUUUGUUAUGUUGAUCCAAAGGAAGGUGUUGCUCUUAAAACUAAGUUUGGCAUUUUUUGUAACAAUUGGAAAGACUCAGAUGGGUUGCUAAACUACAUGUUUUUUUAUGAUAAUGGUCAGUCACAACGCAUGAAUCUUACUAGUACAACAACAACUGAUUAUCCUAUAUUAAAUGCAGCAUCUACUGACAAGCCUAAUUUAAUUGACUUUGUAUUGGGACCUGGUGAUAAAAAUAAUGACCUUAUAAUAAAAAUUAUUACACAAGUGAGUGGAAAAUACAAAGCAUACACAGAAAGCACUCAUUACAUAAAGGUUUUUCCAAAUGAAAUACCUAAAAAUAUGACAAACUUGAUGACUAAUGUCAAUUUGCUUGAUGUUCAAAGUGUCACUAAUCUUGCUCAAGCAAUAAGUUCUAAUGCUAACAAAAAUUCUGUUGAUUUUUAUAAUGAAACUGAAAACAAUGUUAAAAACCAGCAUCAACUUUUGGAUUUACAAGAAAUACGCAAACAAGUGAUUGGUUUACUCAACAAUGUUUCAAUCAAAGAUUUAGAUUCUUUUAAAUCAGUAAGUGAUGCAUUGGUUGUUACAUCACAAGUUCCACUGGAGUUGGGUCUUUCUGCUCAGAAGCAAGCAGCAGAUAUCAUUGAUAAGUUGGCAAUCCUAUUUACAAAAGAUAAUUUUAAAGGUAUUGGUGCAGACCACUAUGAUAUAAUGACUCAAUCCUUUGUGAAUUCAAUCUCAAAUUUAUUUCAAGCUGGUUUAAACAAUAAUAAAACAGAGAUUGUUCUUUCUGCUAAUCAAACAACAGUUACAACAACAGCAGCUACAACACCAUCAAAUCUUUCAGAAGGAAACUCAGAUUUUAUGUCAAAGUUGUUCAAAUCGUUAGGAAAUUAUUUUUUAAUUGCACAAUCUUACAAAGUACCUGGUGAAAAAGCUACCGUAGGUGAAACAAAUCAGUUUGUGUUUGUAUUGAAAAAAGAUUUUUCAAGUUAUUUGAGCAACACUACAAUUGGUUCAAUUGAUGGUGGUUUUACGCUUCCAGAUUCUCAUGAUAUGUUCAAUGAGUCAGUUCAAAAAAUACAAAUCUUACAACAUAAUGUUAGAAUGAAAGAAAUUGUUUAUACAUGGGACACUGAUCGAUCUCGAAACAUUCUCUCUGAAUCUCAGAGUCUUACUUUUUCAGAUGUCAAUGGUCAUCCAAUAAAAGUGAGCAACAGUUCACAACCAAUUCACAUUGCUAUCAAAAAUAUGCCAGAAAAAAUGUACAGCAAUAAUAUAUCUUUAUCAAUGCCCAAUAAUAUAUAUCAAGUAAGACUGCCAUUGAUACCAGAUUGUAACAUGCUUCUGAAGUUUCUGAUAAAAAAUGAUCCAAAUAAUUUAACAAAUCUUAUUGUUUACAUUCAGUAUGGAAAAGUUGCAACUAAAUUUGAACACGAUAUUAUGCUGAAUAUUUCUGCUAAACAUGAUGUUGUCAUGACAAAAAAUUAUAAUGUAAAAAACAUCAUGAUAACUGAAAACACAAAUUCUGCAAAUAAUGGUGGUUUACAAAGAAAUCAAGAUGCUUAUCUUAACAAUGAUAGCACAUUAGUUUUAUGGAAUUUCAGCAAUGCUACAUUUGCAUUUUUAAACAAUAGUGAACUACAUUUAACUUUUUUAUAUACUGGCCCUAUGCCUGAUAAAAAACUAGAUCAAAAUCCAUACACUUUCGAUGAAGCAGAGUCUUAUGGGACUUUUGACUACGAGAUGAAAUCGUAUUGUGUUGAUUGUAAUUACUGGAAUGAAGAUGUCAACAAAUGGAUGUCUGAUGGAUGCCAGCUUGAUUAUUAUAACACAACCUUUUUGGUCACUAAAUGUAAAUGUACUCAUUUGACAGCUUUUGGUGGAUUUUUUGUUUCCCCAAACCCAUUACCUAAACUCUCAAUAUCAAAGAUAAAAACAGGUUACACUCUUCUUAUAAGUGUUGUAAUUAUCAUUAUGCUAUGGAUUAUUGGUUUACUGCUGGCCAGGAGAAUAGACAAACAUGAUGCAUUAAAGGUUGGAGUGUGUCCUCUUCUUGAUAAUUUACCUGAAGAUAAGUAUUUAUAUGAAAUUGUAGUGAAUACUGGUAACCGACGAAAUGCUGGCACCAAAUCAAACAUCUUUUUCACUGUUACCGGUGAUGUAACUGACAGUGGAGUGAGGCAUUUAAAAGAUCCAGAAAGAGAAUGUUUUCAAAGAUCAAGCUGCGAUGUUUUUAUAAUGACAACACCAAGGACACUUGGUGAUUUAGACUUCAUUCGAAUAUGGCAUGAUAACAGUGGAGGAGGAUGGUACAUAAAAAAUAUUGUUAUUACUGAUCUUCAAACUGAAAAAAAGUAUUUAUUUAUUUUUCAACGUUGGAUUGCCGUUGAUUGCAGCUCAUCUUUAGACUGUGUUAUUCCAGUAGCAUCAAAUGAGGAGUCUACAAAUUUUACCUAUGUUUUUCAAACUAAAGCACAUAAUAAGUUUCUAGAUGAACAUUUAUGGUUCUCAAUAUUUGCUAGACCUCCUAAAAGUAACUUUACCAGAUGUCAACGGUUAUCCGUAGCUGUUUCCUUGAUAAUGACUUCAAUGAUGAUAAGCACAUUGUUUUAUCAGCGUGUUCCUCCUGCUAAACCAGCUAUAGAAAAUCAGUUUGGCAACUUUACUUUUACUUAUUCAACGGUUUUUCUGUUGUUGGUUUCUUCCUUAGCCAAGUUACCUGUACAACUAUUAAUAAUAAAAAUUUUUCGCUUAAAGUUAAAACAUUUUAAAUAUGUCAAAGACAAUUCAAAUAGUUUUCUAGAAUCUUCUAAGAUUAAAGAAAAGAAAAAAGCAUACACAUUAUAUCGCUUGCAGGAUGUUUCAAAUGUAAGUUUUGAUGAACAACAAAACACACAUAGCAAAAAACCUCAUCUAUUCAAUUGGUAUUUGUAUAUAGGAUGGUUUAUUUGUGUUGGAAAUAUUUUUGUGUGCAGCUUUAUAGUUUUUUUAUAUGGAACGGAGUUUGGAAAUGCCAAAUCAUUAACUUGGUUGUCAAGUGUAACUAUUGAUUUUGUUAAAGAUAUAUUUGUAAUUGAACCAAUGAAAAUUUUUGUGUUGGCAGUUAUAGUAGCUCUUGUUGUAAAAAAAGUUAAUGAAGAUACUAUUGAAGUUGAGAAUGAAGGUAAAGUGUUGGCUCAUGAUGAAGUUUGGCUCCAUAAAAUGAAGCAUGAAUCAGAAAAUUUAAAAAAAGAAAAUUUGAAAUCACAACCACUUGAUUCAAUGACAUUAAAUAAGAUGAGAGAGUUAGGAUUAAAACACAAGAAGAUAAAUGCUCUAAUUAUAGAACUUACAAUGUACACAUUAUAUGCAACUUUAGUAUUUUUCAUUGGCUAUAAGACACGUGAGGGUAUUGCUUUUUUUCAAACUCGCAAUGUGGGAGAAUUAUUUAAUUUGCAAUUGAGGCCAGGUGUUUCAUAUAAUGAGAGUACAGUUUUUAACCAGAUUCAAUCUUCAAAGGACUUUUGGCCAUGGAUGGAGAAAUUUUUUUUACCUAAAGUUUAUCCAGAUCCUUGGUAUAAUUUGAGUAAAUUAUAUGCAAAUACAGACAAAAAAGAUUUUCCUGGAAAAGUGUUUUUAAAUGAUCUUACCUCAAAGAUUGUGAAUGGAAUAAGAAUUCGACAAAUUCGAGUGCAGUCAAAUUCAUGCAUAAAGCCCAACUUGGUUGCUGAGUAUAUUAAAAUAGAUUGCUUGUCUCAAUUUUUUUCUGCAUCAGAAGAAACUAGAGAUUUUCAUUUAAAUUGGUCUUCAAAACUUAAUUCAACCAAGGAUUCGUUAAAAACACCAUGGAGUUAUCAAACAUGGCAGGAACUUGAUGGGUAUCCAUAUGCAGCUGAUUUAGACACAUACUAUGGUGGAGGUUAUGUUAUAGAAAUCUUUCCUAAAUGGAAAAACAAGGAAUUACUGGAACAAGUUAAGGAUUCUAGAUGGAUUGAUAGACAAACUCGGGCUGUAAUAAUUGAGUUUGCUUUGUUUAAUGCCGUUACUAAUUACUUUAAUAUGGUUAUAAUGGUUUUGGAAUUUCCUGCUUCUGGUGGAGUUGUGCCUAACUUUUCAAUUAUUACCUUUAACUUAUACUCAUCAACCAAAGUAUUAGGAAUUACCAUGAUGGUUUCUCAAAUACUGUUUAUUUUGAUGAUGUUAGUGAUUACAGUUCGAGAAUGUCGCUUUUUGUAUCGAGCAGGUCGGAUGUACUUUUUAGAGUUUUGGAAUUUAGUUGAGGCUGCAAUAAUUAUACUUUCAUACAUUGCUGUAGGAUUUUUUUUUUAUAAAGAAUAUCUGGGAAAGUCUUUAUUGAAAAGAUUAUCUACUAAGAAACCACAGAUAUUUAUCAACUUCCAGUUUGCAUCUUACUGGGACUUGACAUACAUAAACAUUGUAGCGCUAAUUGUUUUUUUUGUAACUUUAAAGUUCAUUAAGCUCUUGCGGUUCAAUCGUCGAAUUUCAAUGCUAUCUUCAACUUUAAAAGCUGGUUGGUAUCCUUUAUCAAUGUUUGGAAUUAUAGUUCUCAUCAUUUUGUGUUCAUUUAUAUUUUCAUGCAACAUAAUGUUUGGUGCAUUCAUAGAUGGAUAUCAAACUUAUUUCAAAACAAUUGCUUCCAUUAUUUCCUUAUUAUUAGGAAAGUUUAGUUACAGUCAUUUUGGAAAAGCAAACCCUGUACUUGGUCCAAUUUUUUUUUUAACAUUUAAUAUCAUUGUCAUUUGGAUAGUUAUAAAUAUGUUUGUAUCCAUUUUAAAUGAUGUUUUUGAAGCAGUUCGUACAAGCCUUGAAACACAGAGUAAUGAUUUUGAAAUGGUUGACUUUAUAUUGGAGCAUUUUAAAGAUUUGCUUGGAUUUAGACCGAUAAAAAAAGAAGACAUGGACAAAGAAGCUGAUAUGGCAUAUCAAAAUAAAAUUGUUCCCACAAGCUUAAAUUCUCUGAUAACUCCUUCUGUUACUUCAGUGAGAAAAUUAAAAAAGAAAUUUUCUGAUCGUUAUAAAGUAAAAAAGGAAAGAUUUCGUGCAGUUGAAAUCAACGAUAACCUUAAACUGACUGUAAUUCAGCAGAAUUUUUCCAAAUACGAUUAUUUAUUAAACGAUAAUGAAGUCGAUUCAAACGAAUCUCUGAAUAAAUUUAUUGCUUGCACAAGCCUUCUCUACAAGUCUUCUUUGGCUAAUGAAAAAAUUCAUGUUUCAAAAAAUGAUGAGCGCCGUAUGAUUAACGUAAAAACUGAUUUUGAAGACGAUGAGUGUUCAAUAGAAAGUAUAGAAAUCUCAUAAUAAAAGUAUUUUUUGAAAGUUAAAGCAAAAACAAUAUCAAAAAAUUUAUUUAUUUUAAAACAUCUUAAGCCGACUCAUUGGUUUUUACGUCUGAAACAUUAAAAGACUUUAAAACCAUAUCCGCUUUUUUUUUUUUAAGUUUUAUAAAGUAAUUUUUUUUAUAUUUAUAAAAUUAAUAAUAAAAUAGAUGGCAUGAAAUUAUUUAUUUAAACGCAUUUGGUAAUAUAUAUAAAUUAGCUUAAAAGGUAUAAUGUUGUUUUGUAUUGACAAUAUAUGAUGUAUCGCAAAUACUAUUUGUCACUAUGAUUUAU
Hydra vulgaris (swiftwater hydra) is the source of this 9024-nucleotide messenger RNA. RefSeq lists its product as uncharacterized. Gene Ontology annotation, cellular component: membrane. Gene Ontology annotation, molecular function: protein binding; calcium channel activity; calcium ion binding. Gene Ontology annotation, biological process: detection of mechanical stimulus. The record is from RefSeq and is a predicted model, not a curated record. Lineage: Eukaryota; Metazoa; Cnidaria; Hydrozoa; Anthoathecata; Hydridae.